AAAUUUGACAUUAGGCAAGUGAAUCAUUUUUGUGAUUAGACUGAUCGGAAGGGUGUAGCGGUUCGCCGGAAUUUAUCUAAAAAUGGCCAAAAAUACGUCAAGCUCAGCAUUUCGAAAGAUCGAUGUGGAUCAGUACAACGAGGACAACUUCCGAGAGGACGAACUAGAUUCGAGUGGCAACGUUGGGCCUGAUGAAAGUGAAAUCACUUCACUACUUAACCAGGGAAAGCAUUCAGAAGCUCUCCUGGCUGUGCUCCAAAAUGCUCCCCUGGGCUGCAAGAAUCAACAGAUAAAAGAUAACGCUUUGAAUAUCACACUUCGAGUUCUGCUCUCUAUCAAAUCUUCGCAAAUGGAGCCUAUCGUGGACGCUCUGGAGGAACGGGAUCUGCUCGACGUGCUCAUGAAAUACAUCUACCGAGGGUUCGAAAUACCCUCGGAAGGAUCCAGUGGUCACCUGCUCCAGUGGCACGAGAAAGCGUUCGCAAAGGGAGGAGUAGGGUGUAUAGUGCGCGUUUUAUCCGAUACCAAUAGGGCCUAGGUUUUAAGAGGGAAAUAUCAGCCAAAAAAACAAAUCGAAACUUCGAACAUUUCCAGUUUUUGCAAGUGCAUGUCGUUCUCACCCGAUUUUAUAUCCAGUCAAAAGUGUCGUUUUGUUUGUUUUCAGGGCGGAAGGGGUGCGAAUUAGCAUUUGAAAAAUGAUUCUGUAGAAACGGUAGUGAUUCGCGUCCUUUGCCUAUUAUUAUUUCGAACAUUAUAUUUUUGAAUAAAAAACUAUUUAAAUUAGAAA
Messenger RNA from Hermetia illucens (black soldier fly), 787 nucleotides. It is a transcript of the gene Arpc5, whose product is annotated as actin-related protein 2/3 complex subunit 5. NCBI's taxonomy places the organism in Eukaryota, Metazoa, Arthropoda, Insecta, Diptera, Stratiomyidae. Gene Ontology annotation, biological process: cell migration; Arp2/3 complex-mediated actin nucleation; regulation of actin filament polymerization. Bases 83 to 538 code for a protein of 151 amino acids. Gene Ontology annotation, molecular function: actin filament binding. The transcript is spliced from 3 exons. The record is from RefSeq and is a predicted model, not a curated record. Gene Ontology annotation, cellular component: actin cytoskeleton; cytoplasm; Arp2/3 protein complex.